This is a messenger RNA of Sugiyamaella lignohabitans, 1371 nucleotides long. RefSeq lists its product as uncharacterized. The record is from RefSeq and is a predicted model, not a curated record. Gene Ontology annotation, molecular function: catalytic activity. The coding region runs from base 1 to 1371 and encodes 456 amino acids. The transcript has a single exon. NCBI's taxonomy places the organism in Eukaryota, Fungi, Ascomycota, Dipodascomycetes, Dipodascales, Trichomonascaceae.
AUGAUAUCGAGCCUGCAGUGCAAAAGUUUGGGAUUGAUCCGCUCAUCUAGAAGACUGACACUGACCAGUGUCGGAGUCAGCUCCUGGAUCAGACGUAACUAUUCAGCAGCCAAAAAAGAGCAUUUGAGUAAAUUACCGCUGGAUGGAGUUCGGGUUCUUGAUCUAUCACGAGUACUGGCUGGGCCAUUCUGUACCCAAAUUCUGGCAGAUUACGGUGCUGAUGUGAUUAAAAUCGAGCAGCCAGGAGUUGGCGACGAAACUCGAUUCUGGAGAGCAGCUGGCGAGGGGAAAAUCUGGAAAGACGAGUAUCCACUCAUGUCGCUGUAUUAUGCAUCAAUUAACAGAAACAAACGAUCUGUUACUGUAAAUAUGAAAAAUGAAAAGGGAAUUGAAGUCAUUAAAAAGCUUGCCCGGGAAAGUGAUAUUCUGGUAGCUAAUUUCUUGCCUGGAAAACUAGAAAGCAUGGGUCUUGGAUACGAAGAUCUGAAAAAAGAGAAUCCGGGAUUGAUCUAUGCCAAUAUUACAGGCUAUGGACCAGCUGGUCCCAGUAAAGACCGUGCUGGAUACGAUGCUAUAGCAUUGGCAGAAGCUGGAUUAUUACAUAUCACUGGCGAUGCUACUGGACCGCCAUCAAAACCCGGCGUGGCUAUUGGCGACCUCUGUACAGGAUUAUAUGCUCAUGGAGCUAUUCUAGCAGCAUUACAUGGUAGACAGAACACCGGACUGGGGACCAGAAUCGAUGCUAGUUUGUUUGAAAGCGCACUCAGUCUGUUGAUUAAUGUUGGACUGGCCAGUAUCAACCUCGACUUGGACCAGCCAGAAAACAGACGACGAGGCAAGAGAUUCGGACUAGGACAUCCGAACCUGGUUCCGUACGGAGGAUUCAAAACAAAAGAUGGCAAAAUGAUCUUCAUUGCUGCCAAUAACAACCGACAAUGGUUCUCACUGUGUAAACGGAUCAAUGCUGUUGAACUCGGCAAUGACCCCAGAUUCAACACCAACGACGGUAGAGUCGACAAUCGAACUGAGCUCGUGCCAAUUCUCGAAUCACUAUUCCUAGAAAAGUCAUUACAAGAAUGGCUCGACCUGCUCGAUUCAAGCGGACUACCAUACGGAGCACUCAACGACGUCGUCGACGCACUCGACCAUCCACAAGCCGCUGCCCGCGACAUGGUCAUGACCAUCGACCAGUUCGAAGCCGCCAGAGACGGACUCCUCCGAACCAUCGGUCCUCCAGUCAAGUUCGACAGCUUCCAGCUCGAACUGCGUCGCAAACCACCUCUCCUCGGCGAGCACACCAAUGAAGUUCUCCAACAUCUCGGCUAUGAUCUCCCUGAAAUCGACGGUCUUCGCCAAGCCGGUGCAGUUUAA